AUGAAACGCAGAAAAAGUGCGUCAAAAAGCGACGAACAGGGGCAUCGGCCGGAGGCGACUGAUGGUCCGUCGGAUGAAUACGUUAAUCUGGCUGAUACUACCAAUGCAUUCGUAUUACCAUUGAAGUCUAAAACAAGGAAAAAGGCAAAAAAGACGAGUGAUAAGGCGGUGAAUCGAAAAAAGGAAGAGGCGAGAAAACGACGUCUGGCACAAAUUGAGGCGAAAAUGUCAAAAACAAAGCGAAAAAAGUUGAUGAAAUUAAAAGAGAAGAAAGAGAUAAAGCAGUCGAGAGAGUCGCUGUAUGAAAGUUUAAAACAGCACCAACUACCCGCUGGAACACUGGACAAACUUGCAGCAGUAAUUCAUCCGAAAAAAAUCGAGAGAUUUGAAGAAGAGGAAGCUACGCCACGAAAGUUAUCAAGUUUGGCAGGACGUGAUUUUAUACCAGCAGCUGAACUGAAGCCGCAACCGGUUCAGGAAAAUUAUUACGAAACGGAUAGUGAAAGCAGCGACGAGGAGCUACAGCCCGAUGGGGUGUUGAGGACGAAUGAAGAACCAGCGGAGCAUGUAACAGAUGAAGAUGAAGGUCCAGGAACAACUAUCGGCAGUGUAUUGGAAUCGAGAGAGGAAUUGCUGAAUGAUACGCAAACGCCAUCUGUUGCGAAAAUUCGGGAUGUAGCAACGGAAAAUAACUCGUCUGAUCAAGAACUUCCUCCACAAGGCUCCGGAAAAACCACUCAGCUGCCGCAAUUCUUAUACGAAGCCGGUUUUGCACGUGAUGGUAAACUUAUUGGAAUCACGGAACCUCGACGAAUUGCUGCAAUUAGUAUGGCAGUUCGUGUAGCGCAAGAAAUGAGCUUGCCCGAUGCCGUCUCAUAUCAGGUGUAG
Messenger RNA from Gongylonema pulchrum, 888 nucleotides. Lineage: Eukaryota; Metazoa; Nematoda; Chromadorea; Rhabditida; Gongylonematidae. The record is from the annotation of a GenBank genome assembly.